CGAAUAUCUCUUGCACGCGCCUCGCAAGAAAGGGAGGAAAGCCUGUCUUCACGUGAACACUAGCUGAAAUCCCUCUCGCCAGUCGACCCCACCUUCUAUUUUCCUCCGAGCAAACCUGAAAACGGGAGGAAAAGACAUUCACAAUGACCCUCACCACGAAUCCUCUCCCUCUUGACUAUUACGAGAUCCUCAACCUCUCCUUCACGAGUGCGCCCCUCUCGAAGCAAGUACUCAAAACCGCAUACCACCGCGCCCUACUCAAACACCACCCCGACAAGGCUGCCGCCGCCAGCACACCCGCUCAGGAUGCGCCUCUAGGUUAUCUGGCCUCGAACAACGCCCACAGCUCCCCGCCGCAGACGAGACUUUUUUACACGAUAGAUGAAAUUACAGCGGCAUACAAGACCCUCUCCGUUCCGUCUCUACGCGCCGAGUAUGAUCGCUCCCUGCGACUGGAUCGCGCGCGGGAUGCCGCGGGGCAGGAAAAGGCCGGGGGCAACGGGGUGCUGUUUCACACGGGGUUGGAGGUGGUGGAUUUGGAAGAUCUGGGCUGCGUGGAGGGUGAAGGCGGCGAAGGGAAUAUUUGGUACAGAGGGUGUCGCUGUGGGGAUGAGAGGGGCUUUCUUCUCACGGAAGAGGACUUGGAGAGGGAGGCGGAGAACGGGGAGAUCGUGGUCGGGUGUCGGGGUUGCAGUCUGUGGAUAAAGGUCCUGUUUGCGGUUGAGAAUGAUGGCAGUGACGAUGAGCAGGAGCGAGAGGGAGAGGAGCAGAAGCAGGGAACCUGAGGUGAUGAUGAUGAUGUUGGUGGAAAUCCUUGUGUGUGAGCAUACGGUAAUGCUCUUUUUCUAGACC
Aspergillus brunneoviolaceus CBS 621.78 is the source of this 852-nucleotide messenger RNA. RefSeq lists its product as uncharacterized. The record is from RefSeq and is a predicted model, not a curated record. The coding region runs from base 144 to 785 and encodes 213 amino acids. NCBI's taxonomy places the organism in Eukaryota, Fungi, Ascomycota, Eurotiomycetes, Eurotiales, Aspergillaceae. Gene Ontology annotation, biological process: protein histidyl modification to diphthamide. Gene Ontology annotation, molecular function: metal ion binding. The transcript has a single exon.